Molecule: messenger RNA, 1193 nt
Organism: Owenia fusiformis
Lineage: Eukaryota; Metazoa; Annelida; Polychaeta; Sabellida; Oweniidae
Source: the annotation of a GenBank genome assembly
CGAACACUGAAUGUUUAGUAAUGCCUGUUAAAAGCCUCUAUGGUUUAAACAAAGAGUCAACACUUGCUAAAUAGAAUACACUAAUAUUUGAUUAUCACAAAUAAAACAGAAUGACUUGCAGUUUUCAACUAAGCCAAAAUGUACAUAUAAACUGGAAAAUCACAUAGAAACAUCGAUCGAGGUUAUAUCACUAUUCCGGUAGUAUACGGUAUAACCCUAGAUGUAUACUGCUUACCGAGUAGAACUGAAGCCAUCGGGAUCUAGUGAGACAUACCGGGGAAACGACCAGAACAACAUGUCUAAGUCAUACAAGCUAACGUACUUCGACGCAAGAGGAAGAGGGGAGUUUAUUCGGUUGAUAUUCAAUUCGAAAAAUAUCAAAUUUGAGGAUAAUAGAGUAAAACAACCAGAUUGGCCAGCAUUGAAACCAAAAACUCCAAUGGGCCAUUUGCCAGUGUUGCAAGUUGGAAAUGUAACUCUUUCAGAGAGCAUCACGGUUGCUCGCUUCGCUGCAAAUGAAGCAGGUAUUGCUGGUAAGACCAUUCUGGAGAAGGCCCAAGCAGAUAUGAUAGUCGAGUCAUUGACUGAGCUUAUCACUGCUGUAUUCAAUGCAGCAUUAAGCGCCGGCAGACCUGAUAAAGUUCCUGCUGCUCUUGCAGCUGUCAUUGCGAAGGAAGGGAAGACUUCUCUCGGUAAUGUGGAGAAAUGUUUUGUGGCAAACAACCCCGGUGGUAGCUUCCUGGUUGGAAAAGAGAUGACAUGGGCCGAUAUAUGCAUCUUCAAUGUGAUGAAUUGUCUGUCAGGUUUUGGACAGGACGCGGAGAAGAUCUUAAACGAGAACAGCCCAAAACUUUUGAGCAUAUAUAAGUGCGUCGCUGAAAACCCAAAUAUAGCAAACUGGGUGAAAACACGACCAGAAACUCCAUUUUAGAUGGGAUUUUGAAGUAUUUUGUUUUAUCGGGCUCAGGCAUACGCUAUGGAUCUGCAGAGUAGAGACUUCUAACUUUUCAAAUGUAAGCUGUUUGUAACAGUUUGCAUGUAUCACGGGGAACUGUAGAUCACUUGUUUGCACGUACAAACGUGUCACGAAACGUAUCUAUACAUUUAACAUAAUUUACCUAGUUUUCUGGAUCUGGUAUGUUUUGUUUUACGAUUUCUUUUAUUUGUUUUAUUAAAUGCAAUUAAAAAUCUAA